AUGGCUUCUUCAUCAUCCCCAUCAGUCACCACUAUGGCGGAUCCGCCGAAUGGAAACUUCUAUCCCAAGGAUGAGGAUGCCAGCCUCCACCAAGUCCACUUUACCAGCAAAUGCCCACCGGACGUGUCACCCAAUACCAGGAUCGUCGCUGUCUGCGGCAUCACUGAUAUUGCUGAUGCUGCGUCGCCGACUAUGGAUGGAUGGCUCCUAUCAGACUUCUGGAUGUUCAACCACCUCUUUCGCAGUGCGCCAGUUGCCAAGCAGACGUGGUUUACCUGCUGUAGCCCAAAAGAUCUCGUCGACAAAUACGAGAGAUAUGCGCACGGCAGCGCCUCUCAGGAGUUUCGCAUAGUGUUGGAAGAGCGACUUUUGGACACCAUAAGUGCAGCCGGAACAUUAAGAGUCGUAGAACCUGAAACCAUACUGGAGCGCUUUCUGAAGGCGGUGGAAGAGGAAUGCAAAGAAGCAGUAAAGGCAGAUCAGAAUAUUCUGCUGCUGAUCUUCGGCCAUGGGGAUAUAAAUAGCUAUGGGAUGACCAUGGGAAGCGGGUCCAACACGGAAUUCUCAGAAAAGUCUGCUCCACAGCUCAAAAGAAAGGAUCUCGAAACAGCCGUUAGUAAAGAGAUAAGAUGUACGAUAUUAAAGACGCCCCGUUUUGACGAUGGAUGGACUAUGCAACCAGAUCUUAACUUGACGCUCAUCGCGGCGACAGAGCACCAGGCGAAAGGUCAUUGGAAGCCUAGUUUAACUCUAGGAUUCCCCAGUUCAUUUAUAACAUCGGCGAUUUGCGACACUAUCUUCGCAACUGAGAUCGAAGACGCAACUGAGACUGAAGAUGAAGAGAACAUAGAGGAGCCUGAAACGGAGUUUGACAAAUGGGAUAGGAUAAACGAUUAUCGUACUGAAAUGAGCUAUAUCAUACGGUACCAUUUCCGGCAAAAUGUGCGCUUUCACAGUGAACAUCAGAUAUCCUUUAGGGCAGAGGAUGACGAGUGGGCAAGAGUCUGGGACGAACGUACCGGCAUCCCUUUAGCAUUCUUCAAGGGGAGGUGGGAAGAACUAUCAAUCCUACCAGCCCAGGCAGAUGAUGGCUCAUCAUUUGCUGAUCCCUCCUCCGAUUUAUCCGCACUCAGCCUUUCUGAUACUGAUCCUGACUCUACGUCAAGAAUACCCUUAAAGAAACUGAAACUAACCAUGACAGCGCCACAAAUGCGCGCUGUAGUUCGAGGUAUGGCAGUGGGGUACGCGAGGAGUUUUCCAGGCCAGGACGAACAAGCUAGUAACACGGCCUUCCACGCGAUGAUCCGGCUCUGGCUGCUUGAAUCUGGCAAAGACCGCUGCUCUGAGAAUCUUCUCGGAAAGGAUUCCCUGCCCACUUGGGGUUAUACUCUGAAUUAUAGACUCGGAGCUAUGGAUAUGGCAACCAGGUACAAGGAUUUCCUGGGCUUGGAUUUUCCCGAUUGCACGUCCUUCUGUAUUACGGGAUGGACGCACCCGCUGUACGAGUCCAAGGAGCCAGAUGCAAAGGAGAAAAUAAUGAGAUAUAGCCAAAUCCAUGGGAUGGUCCAUAGCGCCAAGAUAUUCGGCUGUGCAACAGAUGGCUAUUGGUAUCAUUAUGCCAAGCCUGAAGAGUACUUGGCUAUUGUAUUUUUCGAAUGCUACAACACAAAUGCCGAGAUCGAACGGGCUAUAAACCGUCUUGAAAAUUUCCGUAUCGAAAGAGUACGUCCUAAAGUCGAGGAAUUCCUACGCGAUCCUUGGUACCGUGAUAGAAUGGACCAGAUCCUGGAGCCUCUUCACAAGACCUUGCGAUCUCUAUCGCCACAGAAAAGGACGUCUCUCGUUUUAGAUUAG
This is a messenger RNA of Amorphotheca resinae ATCC 22711, 1854 nucleotides long. RefSeq lists its product as hypothetical. The record is from RefSeq and is a predicted model, not a curated record. Lineage: Eukaryota; Fungi; Ascomycota; Leotiomycetes; Helotiales; Amorphothecaceae. The coding region runs from base 1 to 1854 and encodes 617 amino acids. The transcript has 2 exons.